AUGCCCUUCAAACAGGCAUCUCCAGCUGUGCCUGCUUCACAACUGUACAAGAAACUCAAGAAGGUGGGAAAGGGUGCAUAUGGUUCAGUCUACAAAGGCAUCGAUACUCGCACCAACAAGGUGAUUGCCAUCAAGGUCUUGAAUCUAGAUACAGAGGAAGAUGAUGUGGACGAUAUUCAGCGAGAGAUUGGGUUACUAUCGCAGCUUACACAUGCUCGAUCACAAAAUAUCACACCUUACUAUGGCAGUUUUCUGAACGAUACAAAAUUGUGGAUUAUCAUGGAUUAUGCGGCUGGUGGCAGUGUGCGAACGAUAAUGAAGGCGGGCAACUUGGAAGAACGCUAUAUCGCUCUCAUUACUCGAGAAAUCCUGCUUGCACUGUCGUAUUUGCAUAAAAAUCAAAUCAUUCAUCGAGACAUCAAGGCUGCCAACAUCUUAUUGACGGCUGAGGGCAAUGUGCAAUUGUGUGAUUUUGGUGUUGCUGCUGCCAAUUCAUUCAGACGAAGCACAUUUGUAGGCACUCCUUAUUGGAUGGCACCAGAAGUGAUUAGAGAAGGAGCUUCGUACGAUUACAAGGCAGAUAUUUGGUCAUUGGGCAUCACUGUGUACGAAAUGGCUACGGGUAAUCCACCUUUGGCUAAUGUGGACCCCAUGCGUGCCAUCUCGGUCAUCCCAAAAUCUGCUCCACCGAGACUACCGGAUACAUUUUCACCUGCUAUCCGGGAAUUUGUCGAUUGCUGUUUAUCUGAACACCCAAACGAGAGGUUGAAUGCGGACGAAUUACUCAAAUCCAGGUUCAUAAAGAGCGUCAUUAAAGUGCCUCGAUCAGCAUUGCGAGAUGUGAUUGCCAGAUAUGACAAGUGGAAAAAGACGAAUGAGGCCUCCAAGCGAUGUAGUAUUAUAUCCAAUGAGCUUAGUGAAAGUGAUACUGAGGAUCCUGCAAUGGAUGACUUUGAAGACAUGCACGAGGAUACUUGGGAGUUCGAUACCAUCAAAAGUAGCCAACAAACAACAGUGAAACGAGUAGACAAGCAAAUAAGCGCCAAAGAAACAACAACAACAACAACAACAACAACAGCAACAACAGCGACGGAUGUCACUAUAAAGGCACCACAGCCAUAUACCCGAAACCCUGAAUCACUUCCUCUUGUUCGUAUGUUUAUGACAGCCGAGCAAAAGGCCGCAGAAAACCUCAACAUACCCAGCCACGCUCAUAUUAACAAUUCAGCCCCAUUGUCUCUGGAUGCACCUCAUCUCUUGAAAACCACAGAACCAACGACUACAAGCCUAAACAGCAGCAGCAGCAGCACGCGCACAUUGAAUGCAACUACCACCGCCACCACUACCACUACAACAAAUGUACACGGUCAAUUAGGAGAUGUACCAUCUGUAAGGCCCAGUCUAGUGAGGGACAUGCCACCGCCAGAUCAACUAAGUGGUAGCCACGAAUUCAUGGCGAGUCAUAGCAAUGGAAGACUAGUGCCUGGCGCACCACCACCUCGUAAUCUGAUGAACUCUCCAGUGUCGAAAUUAGUGCCUUUGUCGAGAUCAGGGUCUUCAGAAGGUGGUGGUGGCAUUGGUGGUGGAAAACCCAUGAUACGCGCUAGAUCCCAUUCAGAGCAACGGCCCAUGCAUGAGCAAGAGCGAGAGCGAUCAUCCUCGUUUGAUACAGGACAGCCUAUGCCUACAGUGCCUAAUUUGAAGAAUGCCAUGACCAACAUCUCCUCUCCAUUGGCGAGACGAGUGCGGUCGGCUACCACAUUGAGACCACCAUCCGAUGAGGAUAGUGUCAAUCUGAAGGCAUUGAUCAAUCAAAAGCAACAACAACAACAACAACAACAACAACAGCAGCAGCAGCACAUUCAAGUAACACCUUCUUCACCCGCAACACCUGCCACUGUGGAUAAGGAUCACUCAAACGACUCACAUCGUCGAAGCAUUAGCGCUGGUAAUGCCUCUUCCAACAAAAAGAUUCUGCAAGACAUGAUCAAGGAUCCACCUGUGGCUACUACCCAAAGAAACAUACCCCCAUUGGCCUCUAUUUCUACAGAGGCCGAGAUAUUCAAGCAAAAGCUGGAGCGUGAACAAAAGGACCCAGAGGCAGCUAUCCCAGUGAUACAGCCGCUUGCAUUAGACGGUCUGCAAUCACAGCAGCAGUUUUAUGAUGCCAUUUGGAACACAUUGGGAGAUUUGAAUGGAUGGUUGGAAGCCAUGGAGAUUAGUUUAGCUCAUGUAGAUACUACAGCCAACUUUUGA
Mucor velutinosus is the source of this 2256-nucleotide messenger RNA. RefSeq lists its product as uncharacterized. The transcript has 8 exons. The record is from RefSeq and is a predicted model, not a curated record. NCBI's taxonomy places the organism in Eukaryota, Fungi, Mucoromycota, Mucoromycetes, Mucorales, Mucoraceae. Gene Ontology annotation, biological process: protein phosphorylation. Gene Ontology annotation, molecular function: ATP binding; protein serine/threonine kinase activity. Bases 1 to 2256 code for a protein of 751 amino acids. Gene Ontology annotation, cellular component: cytoplasm.